ACCUGUCUAGCCUCAUCCACUCAGGUGUGAUAUUUAGGCACAAACCCUGUCUUGAGAGGGAAGGCGAUCCCACCGCCGCCACUAGACCAUUAACCAUCACCACCACCAUCACCACUAUCUCUUUCAUCAUAUUUAUUACCACUCCUUCGCUAUCAUCACCACUAUCACUGCUCCAAACACUACCACCUCAAUCCCGCCGCCACUAGACCACUAGACGAAGAAUGGAGGAGGACGAAGAAAGGAGGAGGACGACGAGUUGAGGAGGACGAGGAGGAGCAGGAGUAUAGGAAAAUAAUUCUGCCUUGGCAACGGGAACAGAGCAACAUCAAGUGGCGGUGCAACAUUAAGGGAACGUCACCACGUUCAGAGUGUUGCGACUCGUGUGUGUUGCGAGGUGAAGGACGCCUGACACCACUGACACCGCCACUGUCACUCCUCAUGUGGCUGCUGCUUGCUUCCUCCUCCUUAAUCUGCCCUUGCCCUCUCUCCCUCCCUCCCUCCCUCUCUCCUUCCAUUACUUUUAUCCUCUUCCUUCACCUCCUCUUUAUGUCCUUCCUUGCCUCUUUCUUUCCCUCUCCUCUGUCCUCCUCUCCUCUCAUCUCCUCCCCUCUCCUUUUCCCUUACCCCCUCCCUUGCUUCCCUCUGUCCUGGAAGCUGGAAAGGUGACAAGCAGGUGUUAUGGGAGGAAGGGGGGAGGGGGGAAGAGGCGGAGGGGGAAGGGGGUCGUCUGGAUGCUUUACCAACACUAAAAUGGUCUUUAUACUGUCAGGUCCAAAGAGGUGUUGUGAUGGCAGUAACGCUCGCCUUUACGUGCUAACACCGCCAUCACCGCUGACGUGUUACUGCUGCCACCACCACCGCCACCACCACCACUACUACGACCAAAAUGUACAUACACUAACUCCAUCAUUGUAAUGCCGGGAUGUGUAGGGAGGAGGAAAAACUUAGAGAUAUAAAACAAAAGACCAGAGGGUACGUCAUUGUAAGUGAUUAUAAGUAUCUAUAAGUGAGUAUAAGUGAUUACAAGUAGUUAUAAGUGAUCAUAAGUAGUUAUAAGUGAUUAUCAGUCAUUAUAAGGCCAUCAUAAGUAUGUGAGUAAUUAUAAGAAGCUAUCAUAAAUCACAACCUAUAACACUAUGUAUCGGAAAGCUUGGGUUGUCUAUGUAUUGUAUAACAUAACAAAUCCCCCCUCAGACUACAAUUACAAAAUGUGGUGCAAUACUUCACGCCACUGUCCCGCCAGAAUUCAGCGUCAGCCGUCCCUCGAAGCAGUUGCCAGCCACCUUGUUUGUAAAUGUCCUAUCUGAUAAAGUCAUCCACCUUACAUAGAUUUUUUUCGCAGCUCCAAAAGUAAAUUUCGUCACCUUCCAAGUUAAGAGAUCAUAACCCAUAUGUACUACUUGCCCCCCCCCCCUUUUCCCGCUCUUACGGGACGCCGCUCUCGCCGCAGGAGAGUAUAAAAACUCGGGGUGGCUUUUCCCGGGCAUCACUUGCCAAUGUGUAUAUUAUAAAAAAAUGUGAAUGUGUGAAUGUAUGUCGUAUCGCCAUGGCCCAGUGGCGCCAGGACGUUACACACAGACGCUACGUUGUGCUUAGGAGGUGCUCCUUGCCGUGGGAACGGUGCUGAUUCAGCAAGCAUGCUAUCCGCUGGCCGCUCCUGUACCAAGAGAAGCCGGCAGAUCAGAGCGGGCGGCGGACGAGGGCACAGGACUUCUCGGAGUGUGCGUACGACUUACGACUCGUCCACAAAAUACUGUAACUAUUAUGUGAAUACAUUUAAAAAGCAAUACAACCAUUUAAUCAACCAGAGAGAGAGAGAGUAAAUUAAGUGAACUCAAAGUGAACUUAACGGCUCCGCUCGGCCAACACAUAACCCACAUCACUUAACUAAAAGGCUAUUGUGUUGUCUCACGACUUCUAUCAACUGGAGAAAGCAGGCAACGGUACACCGGACCUCACGUGAGAUAACAGUUCGCGCCUUAAUCAAAAACACAAAAACACAGCUAACAAAAAGGCUAACAAAAGUGGUGAACAGCGGCUUCCGGACCUUCUCCGAAGUGUUCUGUGUGUUAUCUCUCUCUCUUUUAACACUUAACACUUAACGGUGGCAAGUGUCGUCAAGGGGCAGACAGGAAAGUGUGCAGGAAAGCUGACACAAGCAACGCCAUUCCCCCUUGGCCCGUCCGAGUCGAGUCAGCACACUCCACCACACCGCCCCGCGCGCCCAACCCCGCGCGCCCCGCCCAUACGCGCCCCGCGCGCCCACAUCGCCCACUGUCGGGAUCCCGCUUCCCAAUUCUGGGACGCCCACUUGUCUGCCUACGACACAGUCAUUCGUGGGUGGGCGCUUACCUUCGCCUUGGUGGAGAUCUUGGUGGAGCGUGGUCGCUCCUCCGCCCCUUCCUCACCGCUGCCAGCCGCUGCCGGGCACUGCCGGCGGUCUCUCUGGCCGCUCCAAGGACGCGGGGACAGCCAGCCAAGGACGGGGACAGCCAGCCAAGGACGAGGGCGAGCCAGCCGAGGACGAAGGAGUGCCACGGGCACAAUCUUCACACUUUUUUUUUAUGGUCAGUCUGAUAAAGAGAUAGACAUUUUGGCCAAGGAGUUCCAGAAGUUGAUGCAGGAUUCGGAAGCGCCCGCCGAGGAUGACAAUUCCCGUGUCCUAAGGAGCGGGUCAACUCAUGACAGAGUUCCUCCUCCUCCUCCUCCUUCUUCUCUCCCGCAUGAUAACAAAGGAAAUGUUGUCCCUCACCUUCUACUUCCUUCUGCGCUCCGUUCUGGCUGCAGACCCUGCGCACCUCAAGCCGGGGGCCCUCUCUGCUCAUUUGGGCCGGGUUUCUCUGGUCGAGGAUGUCCUGUGGGUCCAGUACCCGUUUACUGCUCUGGUGGAAAUACCAGGCACACUGAGGACAAUAACGGAACAAGUGACUGGGGUUGUGUUGCAGAUGGAUAUCAAUGCUCCUGAAGACGGUCUCCUGCGUCUGAUGCAUGACCGCAUAAAGUACUUGAAUGAUACUCUAACCCUGGCUUUGGAGAACUACGCAGCUCUUUCGUUUCCUAACCGUACUAAACGGGGCUUGAUUGAUGGGAUUGGGCAACUUUCCCGCAUGUUGUUUGGAACCGCAAUGGAUGAGGAUGUGGAGGAACUGCGGGAUAGGUAUAACCGUUUGGCUUCACUUGCUGCUACUCAACACAAAACCAUUAGGAUUAAUUCCUUCCACAUUUCCAGACUUGAGCAUGCAGUACAGGAUAUUGCUUCUUAUUCCCGAACCUUAGGCUCUUCCAUUAAUGAGUUGUGGACCGGCAUGGCUAAUAUGUACCAAAUGGAACUUGUUCUACAAACCUUGCCUGCCUUGGAGAGUGCAGUCAACUCUAUCCUCCAUACUAAUGCUCUGGUAAUACAGAAUGUAGUGGAUGCAGACUGUGGUAGGGUUACCUCUUCUCUUUUUCCUGUCAGGGAUUUGCAAAAGGCUUUGAAAAUAGGAGUAGAGAACCACCAACUAACACCUUUGUUUGACAUGCAUGCCAUACACCACUACUAUCCCUUGCUUGAGUCAUUCCUGACGUCGGAAGCUAUAGUAAUUCACGUUCCCUUCAGGUCAAAGGAUGUGUUUGAGGUUUAUCAGCUGGAACCUUUCCCUUUCUCAGUCAAUAACUCGGUGAUGGUGCUGGACUUACCUGCCACAGUGGUCUUAAUUCGUAAUGAUCUAUCGCUUUAUGCAACGGGGGACAGUUUGAAGAGCCCCGCCGCGAUGACUGCCUAACCUAGCUGAUCGUGAAGGAUUGCUCUCCCGCGGCGACGAGAAAACACAGCAAGACCACGCGACGGAGACCCGGCAAGACGAAGGGGAAGACGAAGAUUAUGAUGAGGAAAAAGAAAAAAGUUCUGCAGUUAUUUGUAGUGCCGUACACUGGUAGGCAAUAAUGAAUGAUACUUAGAGGAAGGGAAUUCCUUUCUUGUGGAUUUCGUUUAUAUGUAUGUUAAACGUCAAGUGGGAGUCCAUAUAAACGCCAAGAUUCUUGAUAUGUUUGCUAGGAGUGAUGGGAGUGUUGCCAAAGAUGAGAGUGGUGUUUUGGGGAAUUUGUUUAAUGCUUGACCACGUCCACACUGUGUUUUAUUAGUAUUCAGCAAUAGACCGUUUUUAUUAUAGUACUCCCUGGCCAGUGUGAAGGUCUCUUGUGCCGCCAUGAUGGGGUCAGGCAGCGUAUUAUUUG
Molecule: messenger RNA, 4215 nt
Organism: Eriocheir sinensis (Chinese mitten crab)
Lineage: Eukaryota; Metazoa; Arthropoda; Malacostraca; Decapoda; Varunidae
Exons: 3
Coding region: 2682-3764 (360 amino acids)
Source: RefSeq, a predicted model, not a curated record